Molecule: messenger RNA, 738 nt
Organism: Vicia faba (fava bean)
Lineage: Eukaryota; Viridiplantae; Streptophyta; Magnoliopsida; Fabales; Fabaceae
Source: the annotation of a GenBank genome assembly
AUGCUUCGUCUCUCAAACCUAAAACCACUCUUCAACUCAACAAAUCCAUCUUCUCCUUACCAACUCCUCCAACGCUGUUCCGUCAGCCGCACCGCCAAAGGAAAAGGCAAAGCCGGCCAAAUCCUCAAACGCUCAAAAGUCACCGUCAAAAAAACCGGAUCCGAACCCAAACCCGGAAUCCCCACCGGUUCACGCGAGAAGCAAGAAAAGGAGCGUCUCUACAACCAAUGCAUCGACGCACCAACACCACUCCGCCACCUGAAACCCAAACAACGCGAACGAGAAGAGGAACGCGAGAAAUUAGGGUUAAUAAGCAAAGACCGCCAGCGAGAAAUCGACAUGACGAAGAAGAAGAAUCAGAAAUUUAGGGUUUCAGAGAAGCCGUCGAUUAUCGGAACACCGGGUUUGGAUUAUAUAACAUUGGGUUUGGUUGAUGCUGAGAAAUUGCCUAAGUAUGAAUUGACUGCUGAAGAUGGGAAGAGAUUGGCGAAGGAGUAUAGUAGGGUUUUGAUGAGGAAGCAUAGAGCGAGACAAGCUGCGGAAACGAAGUUUUUGGGGUUGAAAAAGGAAGCUAUUGAAGCUUUGCCGGAGAAGCUGAAAGAAGCUGCUUUGGUGCCGGAUUUGUCUCCUUUUCCGGCUAAUCGGUUUAUGGCCACUCUUACUCCGCCUAUUGAGGGGUAUAUUGAGAAGAUUAGGGAAGCUGCUAAUAGGAUCAGUGGGAAGGAGAAGAUUAGAUAG